Messenger RNA from Ipomoea triloba (trilobed morning glory), 1842 nucleotides. Its product is annotated as protein FAR1-RELATED SEQUENCE 5-like. Gene Ontology annotation, molecular function: zinc ion binding. Lineage: Eukaryota; Viridiplantae; Streptophyta; Magnoliopsida; Solanales; Convolvulaceae. The record is from RefSeq and is a predicted model, not a curated record. Gene Ontology annotation, biological process: regulation of DNA-templated transcription. The transcript is spliced from 2 exons. Bases 1 to 1842 code for a protein of 613 amino acids.
AUGGUGGGGUUUGAUAUUAGGCAUAGUACUGUGAAAAAGGAUAGGGAUGGACAAGUUGUGUUGAAGUACUUGGUUUGUAGUCGUCAAGGGUUUAAGUCGGUGUCUAAAUGUACCUCUAAAAUUUUAGAGGGGGAAGGUGAUGAUAGUGGGUCAGUGACUGAAAAGCGACGUCGGAUCUCUAAUAGGGUGGGGUGCAACGCUAGAAUUGAGGGGUGUGAUGCACAGUUGGCAAUUGAUCAAUUGUCUGCGAAAAAGGAGCAAUGUGGUGCAUUUUUUUAUAAGUAUGACGUGGAUGAGAACGACCAGUUACGACGUGUAUUUUGGGCUGAUCCGGUGGCAAUCCGAAAUUGCUCUAUUUUUGGGGACAUUGUUUCGUUUGACGCUACGUACUCAACAAAUAGGUACAAAUUGGUUUUUGUCCCAUUUACAGGUGUGGAUAAUCACAAGAGGUGUGUAACUUUAGGAGCUGGCUUGUUAACCAAAGAAGAUAUCCCAUCUUACGUUUGGUUGUUGGAGAGUUUUAAGGAGGCCAUGGGACGUGUACCAUCAUGCUUUGUGUCAGACCAAGACGUGGCUUUGAAGGUAGCGUUGGCUCGCGUGUACCCUGAUUCACGACACCGGUAUUGCAUGUGGCAUAUUAUGUCUAAAGUUAGUGAGAAGGUGGGACCCAUAUUAUCGAAGGAUGAGGUCUUUCGGCGCCGGUUAAAUGCAAUUGUGUGGGAUGAAAUGCAGGACGUUGAUGAGUUUGAAGGCAGGUGGCGUGGAUUGGUGGAAGAGUAUGGCUUGGUGGAUCAUGUUUGGCUUACACAGUUGUGGGAGGCUCGAUCAUUUUGGAUUCCUGCGUAUUUUAAAGAUAUGUUCAUGUGUGGAUUAAUUCGUACCACAUCCCAUUCUGAAGGGGAGAACAGUUUUUUUGGGAGGUUUUUCACUCACACUUCUAGUCUAGUCGAGUUUUUCAGCCAUUUUAAUUCUGCAAUAGAAGCUCAAAGGCAUGCGCAGUUGAAGCUUAAUGCUGAGUGUGAGGGUCAUUACACUGAUUUAAAAACACCAUCGACGAUAGAGCGUCAUGCAUCUGCUGUGUACACUGUUACUAUUUUCCACGAGGUGCAGGCUGAGAUCUAUGCCGGUUGUUUUUCUUGUCGCGUCGUGUCUUUGCGUACUAGUGGGGAUGUCGUCUUCUAUGAAAUAAAGGGGGAUGGUGACCAUCAGUUCAGUGUUCGAUUCAACCAAUUAGAUCAUACUGCAACAUGCAGUUGUUCUCUCUACCAGCGAAUUGGAUUGCUUUGUCGUCACAUUUAUAUGGUGUAUAAAGAUGCUCGGGUUGAAAACAUCCCUACUAGCUAUAUUCUUGCUCGUUGCACUAGAGGAGUUUGUUUGCAGCCUGUGUUUAAGGUCAACGGUGAAACAGUUGAUUUGACUGUUGGUGUGGACAAUACCAAAUCAUUAGUUAAACAACUGUGGGCUGAGAUAUAUUCGUAUGUGGGAUUAGUAGGUUCUGAUACUGACUGUGUAUUGCAGCUCACACGGGUGCUUCGAGAGCAAAAGGGCGCUUUCAUGGGUGAUGGAAAUGCCGCAAUAGGUUCGAGGGGAAACAAUCCGCUAAUCCAGUCAUUUUGCGGCUCGACCCCAUCCGUAGCGGUUUCUAUCAAGCCCCCAAUUGUUGCAAAAAAUAAGGGUAGUGGGAGAAGAUUGAAGGGUGGAAAGGAGAAAUCUAUGCAGUCUAACUUGAUACGGGGGCGGAAGUGCCAUGGCUGCGACAAACGCGAUGGCCAUGAUAGUCGGAAUUGUCCAAUUUUAAAAGCAGCUGAGGAGAGAAAAGCAGCCGAGGUGAAUAAAGCUUAA